AGUCGUUGGAUUACGUUAUUAUCACAGAAUCUACUAUUAAUACAGAAGAGGAAUUACAAACAUUGGAAGCAAAAUUAAUUAACCGUGAUCAAAACCAUGAAUUUAGAUUGUUGAAAUUACAAUAUAGUCAAUGGGUAGAGAUAUAAAACAUUCAAUUAAACGUAUUAACACGUGGCAUACCAAAUUGGAUGUUCUGGCUAAAUACUCUAGUUUAACUACUUUUUGGAUAUUACACAUAUUUAUUUAUCUACUACAAUAAAUUCAAAUAUUCGAUUUCUGUCUAUCACCAAUAACAUUAGAUUUACAACUUGUAGGUAGUGUACGUUCUGAUGAACAUGAUAAUCGAAGUACAAGAACUGGCACUAGUGCAUUGGAUAGAUACCUACUUACAUCGUCAUGGUUAUAAAAAAAAGGUGUCAUUCAAAACAAACCACGGUGAAGUCAAUCCAUGUCGUAAAAGUUGGGAUAAUAAAACUGAUCUGGUUCGUGAUCAAUUGGAUAGUGAAUAUUCUAAUCGCAAUGGACUAUCAAGAAAUAAUGGUCGCCGACUUAAAACUUCUAAAAUCAAUAAUACACCCAUGGAUAUGGAUGUGAAUUCAUGCAAUAGGUCUUCUCCUGAAAGAAAUCUUAAAAUCGGAAAUUCACGGUCUUUGAAAAAAAGCAGUACUGGGUGGUACACAGUAUUUGUGCCAAAUGUUGAAGAUAAUGUCGAAGUCUUGCAAAUAAUACAAACGCAUAUCAAACCAGUUACACUAUAUCCAUAUAUUGAUUGUAUGCUAUUUCUAUACUAG
Molecule: messenger RNA, 791 nt
Organism: Aphis gossypii (cotton aphid)
Lineage: Eukaryota; Metazoa; Arthropoda; Insecta; Hemiptera; Aphididae
Exons: 3
Coding region: 330-791 (153 amino acids)
Source: RefSeq, a predicted model, not a curated record